CGUUGGAUAACACCUAAUAAAAAUUCCCUUUUCUAUUAAAUUCCGAAUAUUUCUUUAAUGAAUCCAACCAAGAUUGAAACUCUGUCCUAAAGAAACGUAUAUAUAUUCAGUUUCGGUUGCGUUGCGUAUUAACCGCUGAUUCUUUUCCCAGAAAACUCCACAACUCAGUUAGCACCUUCUAUUUCUUCAAGGUAUCUAAAGAGAGAGAUAGGUUUGUAUUGGGGAGCAAGUCAAAGGGUGUUGUGUUGUGUUGUGGGCAAUGGGAGAAGAGAGAGAUGGUGGGGUGAAUGGAUUAAUAGAUGGGAUGCCUGUUUUUGUGAAGGAGCUAAUUGCUGGUGGUGUGGCUGGUGGAUUUGCCAAGACCGUUGUUGCCCCUCUCGAACGCGUCAAGAUCUUGUUCCAGACCAGAAGAGCUGAGUUCCAUAGUCUUGGUUUAUUGGGAUCCUUCUCAAAAAUUGCGAAAACAGAAGGGGUGCUUGGUUUUUAUAGAGGGAAUGGAGCUAGUGUCGCACGCAUUGUUCCUUAUGCGGCACUGCAUUAUAUGGCCUAUGAAGAAUAUCGAAGAUGGAUCAUCUUGGGUUUUCCCGAUUUUGGGAGAGGCCCUGUCCUUGAUCUUGUAGCUGGAUCAUUUGCAGGAGGAACAGCUGUGCUCUUUACUUAUCCUCUCGAUUUAGUUCGGACAAAACUGGCUUAUCAGGUUGUUGAAUCCUCAAAAAUCGCUGUACAGAGGCAUGCUCAGAAAGAUAUAUUCUACAAUGGAAUUCGGGAUUGCUUCUCCAAGAUAUACAAAGAGGCUGGCAUGAGAGGCCUCUAUAGAGGUGUUGCUCCGUCUCUCUAUGGAAUCUUUCCUUACGCUGGACUGAAAUUCUAUUUCUACGAGGAAAUGAAAAGGCACGUCCCCGAAGAUCACAAGAAGGACAUCACGGUUAAGCUCGUGUGUGGCUCAGUUGCAGGCUUACUCGGACAAACAUUCACAUACCCUCUUGAUGUUGUCAGGCGGCAAAUGCAGGUCCAACGGUUGAUAAUAUCCGACAGCAGUCCUAUGAAAGGGACUGUUGAAUCUCUUGUCACGAUUGCCCGGACGCAAGGGUGGAAGCAGUUAUUCUCUGGGCUCAGCAUCAACUACCUCAAGGUCGUGCCUUCAGUCGCAAUCGGAUUUACUGUUUAUGAUGUUGUGAAAGCAUCACUGCGAGUUCCGUUGAGAGACGAGGGAGUUGCAUCGGAGCAAAGGCAUAGUCAGCCAUCAUCGCUGCCUUCGUCGCCUUCAUUAUCUCAAACUCAACAGUAGUUCUCUCAUUCUUUGCUAAGGUAUUGUUGAAUGCCAGCUCCAACAUAUAGGAUCAUUUAGAUAAGUACACAUUCAUAGUGUAUUACUUCAAGAUGUAGUAUAUGCAUUUAUUUACAUUCUAAUAAAUCAUCAUGAGAUGAGAAGAUGUUCAAUCUCAUAAUGAGAGAGGUAUGAGCAUAAUCACUCUUGAUCAUCAUAUUCUAUACGUAAAUCCCAAGUAGUUUAGGUUGCGAAUUUGCCCGUUUCUAUGUUGAUAAACCUUUUAUCGAACUCGAGCUCAGCUCAUGCAUAUGCUUUUGAGUCCUAUUUUAAAUCUCGAAAUGUAAGAGCAUCCACAUGCAGAGUCCCUUGCUGCUCUAUGAAAAGCUACCCCCUCCACAAUAGGGGCUUUA
Molecule: messenger RNA, 1680 nt
Organism: Salvia miltiorrhiza (redroot sage)
Lineage: Eukaryota; Viridiplantae; Streptophyta; Magnoliopsida; Lamiales; Lamiaceae
Product: mitochondrial carrier protein CoAc2-like
Exons: 7
Coding region: 260-1288 (342 amino acids)
Biological process (GO): transmembrane transport
Cellular component (GO): mitochondrial inner membrane
Source: RefSeq, a predicted model, not a curated record